ACAAAUUAAGAAGAAGAGAAACCAAAAGCAUUUUCACAUUAAUAUCUUGAAAUGGCGGAUACACAUCGCGUCGAUCGCACCGAUAGGCAUUUCCAAUUUCAGUCACCAUAUGAAGGCGGCCGAGGUCAGUAUGAAGGUGGCGGUGGCGGUUACGGUUACGGCAGUGGUUACAAGAGCAUGAUGCCUGAAAGUGGCCCAUCUAGCACCCAAGUAUUGUCCCUUUUGGUUGGAGUCCCUGUCGUGGGUUCGCUACUUGCCUUAGCCGGUUUACUUCUAGCCGGUUCAGUGAUCGGCUUAAUGGUUGCUCUACCGUUAUUCCUCCUCUUCAGCCCCGUUAUAGUCCCAGCAGCUCUAACCAUCGGGCUAGCCGUGACAGGCUUCUUAGCCUCGGGAAUGUUCGGUUUAACUGGGCUAAGCUCCAUCUCAUGGGUGAUGAACUAUCUUCGUGGUACAAGGAGGACUGUGCCUGAGCAAUUGGAGUAUGCAAAGAGGAGAAUGGCUGAUGCUGUUAGCUACGCUGGACAGAAGGGCAAAGAAAUGGGUCAGCACGUGCAGAACAAGGCCCAAGAUGUUAAGCAAUAUGAUAUCUCCUCCAAAGCCCAUGAUACUACUACUAAGGGUCAUGAAACUCAGGGAAGGACGACGGUCGUAUGAUGAGUUUCUUCUGUAUGAGAACGUAUGGUAGUUAUGUAUGAUGUCCUCUUUAAUGCAUUUUCAAUAUGAUGUUUAGUGUUUCUUUUUUUUGUUUGGCUUUUUGUUGAGCCAUCUAUGUGUUUUGUGUUUUUGUAAGCAUGAGAAGAUCUCAAGUGUUAUGGUAAUAUUCUAAUGUUUAAUAAUUAUAUUACACUGUUAUAGUU
Molecule: messenger RNA, 857 nt
Organism: Capsella rubella
Lineage: Eukaryota; Viridiplantae; Streptophyta; Magnoliopsida; Brassicales; Brassicaceae
Product: oleosin 21.2 kDa
Exons: 2
Coding region: 52-654 (200 amino acids)
Biological process (GO): lipid storage; response to freezing; seed oilbody biogenesis
Cellular component (GO): monolayer-surrounded lipid storage body; membrane
Source: RefSeq, a predicted model, not a curated record